Scomber scombrus (Atlantic mackerel) is the source of this 5934-nucleotide messenger RNA. RefSeq lists its product as uncharacterized. The transcript has 26 exons. Gene Ontology annotation, biological process: regulation of apoptotic process. Bases 1 to 5934 code for a protein of 1977 amino acids. NCBI's taxonomy places the organism in Eukaryota, Metazoa, Chordata, Actinopteri, Scombriformes, Scombridae. The record is from RefSeq and is a predicted model, not a curated record. Gene Ontology annotation, molecular function: protein binding.
AUGACGUUCAGAUUACGCUCUCAGAGGAGGGCUGUUUCUGUGGAGGAGCAGCUGUCCUGCUGUUCUUUGUGUCAGGACGUCCUGAAGGAUCCAGUCUCUACCAGCUGUGGACACUGGUUCUGCAGACAGUGCAUCACCUCAUACUGGGACCAGUCUGCUUCAUCAGGACACUCCUCCUGUCCCCAGUGUGCAGAAAGAUCCAGAACCAGACCUGGACUGCAGACAGACAGUCAGACCAGCACUGUACAAACAGAAAGUGGUCUGCAGGAGGUUUUAGAUGAACAUCAGAUCAGUCUGAGCAGCACAUGUGAAUGUGUGACUCAAGGAACUGAUGAAGCAGGAAGUAAAAUUCCCCUCAUCAGCAUCUUCACUGAGGUCCACAUCACAGAGGGACAGAGUGAAGAGGUUAAUACCCAACAUGAGGUGAGGCAGCUUGAAACAGCUUCCAAGAUGAAGACCCUCCAUGACGCUCCAAUCAAGUGUCAGGACAUCUUUAAAGUCUUACCUGACCAGCAGAAACACAUCAGACUGGUUCUCAUGAACGGCAUCGCUGGCGUUGGAAAAACCUUCUCAGUGCUGAAGUUCACUCUGGACUGGGCACAGCGCUCCAACAACCAAGAUAUCAGUCUGCUGAUUCUGUUCUCGUUCAGGUCGCUGAACUUGAUCAAAGAUGAGCAGUACAGUCUGCUCAUGCUGAUCCAUGUUUUCUAUCCAACAUUACAGAGGCUCACAGCAGAGAAGCUCGCUGUCUGUAAAGUUCUGUUCAUCUUUGACGGCCUGGAUGAAAGCAGACUUUCACUGGAUUUCAACAACAUUGAGGUCGUGUCUGAUGUCACACAGAAGUCAUCAGUCAGCGUGCUGUUGACAAACCUCAUCGAGGGGAAGCUGCUUCCCUCGGCUCUCGUCUGGAUCACUUCUCGACCUGCAGCAGCCAAUCAGAUCCCUCCUUCAUGUGUGGACAGGGUAACAGAAGUACGAGGCUUCACUGACGCCCAGAAGGAGGAGUACUUCAGGAGGAGAUUCAGUGAUGAAGAGCAGUCCAGCACAAUCAUCUCACACAUCAAGACAUCCAGGAGCCUCCACAUCAUGUGUCACAUCCCAGUCUUCUGCUGGAUCACUGCUACAGUUCUGGAACACAUGUUGACUCCAGACCAGAGAGGAGAGCUGCCCAAGACCCUGACUGACAUGUACUCACACUUCCUGCUGGUUCAGACAAAGAGGAAGAAGAAAAAGUAUGAUGAGGGACAUGAGACGAGUCCACAGGAGCUGACGGAGGCUGACAGGAACCUUCUUCUGAAGCUGGGGAGGCUGGCGUUUGAACAACUGGAGAAAGGAAACAUCAUGUUCUACCAAGAAGACCUGGAGCAGUAUGGUCUUGAUGUCACAGAGGCCUCUGUGUUAUCAGGAGUUUGUACACAGAUCUUCAAAAGAGAGAGUGUGAUCUUCCAGAAAACAGUCUACAGCUUUGUUCAUCUGAGCGUUCAGGAGUUUCUGGCUGCUGUCUACAUGUACCACUGUUACACCAGCAGGAAGACAAAGGUACUGGAGGACUUCCUGGGAAACAAACUGAGUGACUCAUCUCUGGAUGACUUCCUGCAGGCAGCCAUGGAGAAAUCUCUCAAAAGUGAAAAUGGCCACCUGGACCUGUUUGUCCGCUUCCUUCAUGGCCUCUCUCUGGAGUCCAACCAGAGUCUCUUAGGAGGCCUGCUGGGUCAGACAGACAACAGUCCAGAAAUCAUCGAGAGAGUCAUCAACAACCUGAAGGAGAUGAACAGUAAGGAUAUCUCUCCUGACAGAAUCAUCAACAUCUUUCACUGUCUGCUGGAGAUGAACGAGCGCUCAGUACAUCAGGAGAUCCAAGAGUUCCUGAAGUCAGAGGACAGAUCAGAGAAGAAACUCUCUGAGAUCCACUGCUCAGCUCUGGUCUACAUGCUGCAGUUGUCAGAGCAGGUUCUGGAUGAGUUGGACCUGAAGAAGUACAAAACAUCAUGGGAGGGACGACGGAGACUGAUCCCAGCUGUGAGGAACUGCAGAAAGGCUCGACUAAAGGACUGUGAACUCUCAGAGACUCACUAUGAAGUUUUGGCCUCAGCUCUGAAGUCCAACCCUCAUCUGACACAUCUGGACCUGAGUGAGAACAGGCUGUUUGAUUCAGCAGUGAAGUGUCUGUCUGCUGGACUGGAGAGUCCAAACUGUAGACUGAAGACUCUGAUACUUUCUAACUGUGGACUCUCAAAGACUCACUGUGAAGUUUUGGCCUCAGCUCUGAAGUCCAACCCCUCCCAUCUGACACAUCUGGACCUGAGUAACAACAAUCUGUAUGAUCCAGGAGUGAAGCGUCUGUCUGCUGGACUGGAGAGUCCAAACUGUAGACUGGAGACUCUGAGAUUGGAGCACUGCAGUUUGUCAAAGAUCAGCUGUGAUUAUCUGGCCUCAGCUCUGAAGUCCAACUCCUCCCAUCUCAGAGAGCUGGAUCUGAGAGAAAACAACAAGCUGCAGGAUUCAGACAUGAAGCAGCUGAUUGAUCUUCAGCAGAGUCCAGACUGCAGACUGGAGACUCUGAGACUUUCUCGCUGUGGACUCUCAUACAAUGACUGUGAAUUUUUGGCCUCAGCUCUGAAGUCCAACCCUCAUCUGACACAUCUGGACCUGAGUAACAACAAUCUGUAUUGUUAUUCUGAUUUAUCAGUGGAGCUUCUGUCUACUGGACUGGAGAGUCCAGACUGUAGACUGAAGACUCUGAUAUUGAGGAACUGCAUUUUGUCAAAGACCAGCUGUGAUUAUCUGGCCUCAGCUCUGAAGUCCAACUCCUCCCAUCUGAGAGAGCUGGAUCUGGGCUUCAACGAGCUGAAGGAUUCAGGAGUGAAACAGCUGUCUGCUGGACUGGAGAGUCCAGACUGUAAACUGGAGACUCUGGGACUGAGGUGUUGCAUUUUGUCAAAGAUCAGCUGUGAUUAUCUGGCCUCAGCUCUGAAGUCCAACUCCUCCCAUCUGAGAGAGCUGGAUCUGAGAGACAACAAGCUGAAGGAUUCAGACAUGAAGCAGCUGAUUGGUCUUCAGCAGAGUCCAGACUGCAGACUGGAGACUCUGAGACUUUCAAACUGUGGACUCUCAGAGACUCACUGUGAAGUUGUGGCCUCAGCUCUGAAGUCCAACCCCCAUCUGACAGAUCUGGACCUGAGUGGAAACAUCCUGUCUGAUUCCUUAGUGGAGUGUCUGUCUGCUGGACUGGAGAGUCCAAACUGUAGACUGAAGGCUCUGAGAUUGAGGCGCUGCUUGAUCUCAAAGUCCAGCUAUGCUACUCUGGCCUCAGCUCUGAAGUCCAACCCCUCCCAUCUGAGAGAUCUGGAUCUGAGUGCAAACUACUCCCUGAAAGAUUCAGGAGUGAAGAUGCUGUCUGGUUUUCUAAAGAGUCCAGAUUGCAGACUGGAGACUGUGAGAUUGAUGGGCGGCAAGUUGUCAGAGAACAGCUGUGUUUCUCUGGCCUCAGCUCUGAAGUCCAACUCCUCCCAUCUGAGAGAGCUGGAUCUGAGAGAAAACGACCUGCAGGAUUCAGACAUGAAGCAGCUGAUUAAUCUUCAACAGAGUCCACACUGCAGACUGGAGACUCUGAGACUGAGUUUCUGCAGUUUGUCAAAGAUCAGCUGUGCUUCUCUGGCCUCAGCUCUGAAGUCCAACCCCUCCCAUCUGAGAGAUCUGGAUCUGAGCUACAACUUUGAGCUGCAGGAUUCAGGAGUGAAGCUGUUAUGUGAUUAUUUGGAGAUUUCAGACUGUAGACUGAAGACUCUGGGAUUAAGUCGUUGCGGUUUGUCAGAGAUCAGCUGUGCUUAUCUGGCACUUGCUCUGAAGUCCAACCCCUCCCAUCUGAGAAAGCUGGAUCUGAGUCGCAACGACCUACAGGAUUCAGGAGUGGAGCUGUUGCAUGACUUUCUGGAGAGUCCAGACUGUAGAUUGAAGAUGCUGCGAUUGUGGCACUGCAGUUUGUCAGAGAACAGCUGUGCUUCUCUGGCCUCAGCUCUGAAGUCCAACCCCUCCCAUCUGAGAGAGCUGGAUCUGAGUGACAACAUCCUGCAGGAUUCAGGGGUGAAGCUGCUGUGUUGUCCUCUGCAGAGUCCAGACUGUAAACUAAAGACUCUCAGAUUGAGUCGCUGCUGGCUGUCAGAGAUCAGUUGUGCUUGUCUGGCCUCAGCUCUGAAGUCCAACCCCUCCCAUCUGAGAGAGCUGCAGCUGAGUGACAACAACCUACAGGAUUCGGGAGUGAAACUUCUGUGUGUUUUCCUCGAGUGUCCACACUGUAGACUGGAGACUCUGAGAUUGAGUUUCUGCCGUUUGUCAGAGAUGGGCUGUGCUUCUCUGGUCUCAGCUCUGAAGUCCAACCCCUCCCAUCUGAGAGAGCUGGAUCUGAGUGACAACAACUUGCAGGAUUCAGGAGUGAAGCUGCUGUGUGAUCUUCUACAGAGUCCAGACUUUGGACUGGGGAUUCUGGGACUGAGUUCCUGCAGUUUGUCAGAGGUCAACUGUGCUUCUCUGGUCUCAACUCUGAAGUCCAACCCCUCCCAUCUGAGAGAGCUGGAUCUGAGUAACAACAAGCUACAGGAUUCAGGAGUGAAAGUGCUAUGGGAUUUUCUGGAGAGUCCAGAUUGCAGACUUGAGACUGUGAGGGUUGAGGAAAGACAGACACCUGACAGAGAUGAAGAAUGUCCAUCCACAUCCAACACAACCCUGGAGGUGUUUGAAGACAACGAAGAGCAGCAGCUGUAUCCUGGUGAUCCAGAGCGGUUGCAGCAGCAGCUCACAUGCAGUGAGAAUCUGACUGGGAAAAGUUACUGGCAGGACUUCACACCUGAACUGCUGACUGAGUCUGCAAACAUUUCAUACAGGUUCAAGUGUCCUGGUCCAGGUGUGUUCCACUGUACUUUGACUGGACUGAUGUUUGGUAUGGAUCAGGAGGCAGAGCUGCUGUACAGGACUGUCCAGUGGGAUGAGAGCCUCCUACAACCAGCUGUCAAGAUGGCUGCAGGGCCGCUGUUCAACAUCCAGAGUCCUGAUGGUACUGUGAAUCAACUGCACCUGCCACAUUGUGAAACCAUGGAUGCUCCACUCUCUGAAGGUGUGCUGUCUGUUGUCCACAUCACUGAUGAUGGAAUGAGCAUCCUGGAGUCGCUGGAAAUUACAGACACUCAUGUGGUUGUGAAUGUCUCUCACUUCUCCGUCUUUGGCCUGGUCUGGAAUCGUAUUAAGAGGCUUCUGAACAUCCCAAUGCCAGUCAGUGGCCAAGUUCUGCUUUUCCUCCGAGCACCAAACCCCAAAACAAAGAGACAGUAUCUUGAUGUGUUUCUCCUGCCGAGGAACAUCCCUCUGCAAGAGGUGAGUGCACAACAAAGAAAGGCUGACUACAUCAAGGCCCCUCCCAAAUGUAUAUUCAUCAAGGAUCAAAGUUACAACGUUCUCUGUCCUGAGGCCUUUAAAAUACAGCCAAAAAAAGCAGAUUUUGACCUGGAGUUUGGACCCAAUUACUAUCCAACAUUUGAGAUCCGCCUGCCUAUGAACAGAGACGAAGUGACUUUGAAGAUCCAGGACCAAGCCAGUACAGGGGUCUGGGAGCAUGAAGUGGAUCUGACUGAUUCUGCUGUAAGAAGAAGAAAUCUUGCAAGGACUCAGAGUCUCUCUUCGAGGGAGAGAUUGCUCUCAGUUCGGACAAAAUUUGUUAAAGGAGUGUCUGAUCCUACUCUAAAUGGGCUGCUAGAUGAGCUUUUGCAACGAAGGAUUAUCACACAAGAAGAAAUGGAGUCAGCCAAAACAAAUUCCAAGGCUGACAAGGCUCGAGCUGUGAUUGACAUGGUGAGAAACAAAGGAAUAAAAGCCAGCUCAUGUCUGAUUUCUGACUUGCGCAAGUUGGAUCCACACUUGUCCAAAACCCUGAAACUGAGCUGA